Cylindrotheca closterium is the source of this 1290-nucleotide messenger RNA. The record is from the annotation of a GenBank genome assembly. Lineage: Eukaryota; Bacillariophyta; Bacillariophyceae; Bacillariales; Bacillariaceae.
AUGCUUCUGAAUCGUAAAAGCUUACUGUCGAAAGCAACCUUUGCCUUGACAUCCCUAUUGACCAGCACCACUUUUCAAUCCAGCAGCUGUAGCAGCACUGCCUCGGCGGCUCCCACUCCUCAAUCUGCCAAUGCUGCUGCUGCUGCUGUUGUUGUUGCCAAUGGAGCAGUAGACCAGGAUCCCUUGCUUUUACGGGUGGCACGAGGAGAAGCCAUAGCCGAUGAUUCGUCACCUCCACCAGUAUGGAUGAUGCGUCAAGCGGGACGUCACAUGAAGGCUUACCGAGAUUUGGUCCACGACUAUCCCACCUUUCGACAACGAUCCGAGAUUCCAAGGGUGGCGCUGGAAAUUUCCCUACAACCAUUCAAGGCCUACAACGUGGACGGAAUUAUUUUGUUUUCAGACAUUUUGACGCCCUUGCCCCAAAUGGGAAUUCAAUUUAAAAUUGGAGAGUCGGGAACGAUUGAAAUUGAAACCCCCUUGCUCGAUUGCGAAUCCGUAUUCCAAUCGGGGAAAUUGAAACGAUGCCCUGACUAUGACGAUUGCGUAGCGGGGACCGUGCUCCAGCACAUUCAACAGCAUUUGAAGGACACUAACAAAACGGCGACUGUUUUGGGGUUCAUUGGCCUUCCAUAUACCUUGGCCACCUAUCUAGUGGAGGGCAAGACCGCAGCCUCCUCGGGGUUUGCCAAAAUGACCCAACUGGUACGGGAAAGAGACUUGCCAAAGGUGCAGUGGUUGCACGACAUGCUAACAUUACUGGCCGAUAACUUGGCGGACUAUGCUUGUUUUCAAAUUGAAAGCGGGGCACAAGUGAUUCAAGUAUUUGAUUCCUGGGCUGGACAUUUGAACCACAAGGAGUACCAGAGGUUCGCCUUGCCCUAUCAACAACGUGUGAUUGCUCGAAUACACAAGAGAUAUCCAGAUACACCCAUUAUCAUUUACAUGGCACCAGCAAAGUAUUCCAAGAAUGGGCAACGUCUAAAGUUACUUGCACAGUCUGGUGCCAAUGUGGUUUCGGUAGACCAUACUGUAAGCCUCAAGAAAGCCAUCAAAAUCCUUCGAAAAUAUCCCAACGUCAAGGCUGUCCAAGGAAACUUGGAUCCCAAACUCCUGAGAGACGCAUCUUUGGAGGAUAUCCGAAAGGCGACUCAAAAGCUCAUUGCCCAAGCAAAAGCAAUGAAAAUGCCUCACAUUGUCAAUCUUGGACACGGGAUUCUACCAGAUACGCCGGAGGAAAAGGCGGCUGCCUUCGUGCAGGCGGUGCAUUCCUAUCCCCCACCUCUGUAG